CUGCGCACUUGUUUAUCUUUCGCAGCCUCGUGUCCCACUUUCUCUUCCCUAAUGUCCUGCUCUCUCUCCCUUCCUCUCUUCGCCUGCAAACACAGAUUGAACCCAUAUACCCUCCUAUAAUCAGCUUGACCGCACCAUGACGGACAAGCAAGAGCAAGAGCACAUCGGGCCUGCUAAAAACCAACUGCAGGACGCGCCUGCAAAUCUGGCAGACACCCAGCCUGUGGGUGGCGUGAGCAGCAGCACGCCCCAAGCCAAGCCCGAAACCGCUGUUCCCUCAUCGUCUGCCAACGUCAACGCCUCUGGUGAUAAGGAGAAGGCGAACAAUGGCAAAGGUGGCAGUCUGCAGGUUGAGGAGCAAGAGCACCACGAACACAAGGACCAAAUCUCGCCCGAGCUCGAGGCCCUCCUCCACACAGACCCAAUGCAAGGUCUCACGGAUCAGGAGGUUGAGGACCGAAGGGUCCAAUUCGGACCAAACGAACUCAAAGAGGUCAAGAAGAAUCCCAUCAUUAAGUUCUUGGGCUACUUUACGGGCGCUAUUGCAUAUCUCAUUGAGAUUGCCUGUAUUAUUUCUGCUGUUGUCAAAGUAAGUAUGCCUCUCAGCGCACCGCUACCUGUUCUUUCAGUCACUUGGGUCUUGUCAAAGAAAAAAGAAAAAAGAAAAAAGAAAAAAAGCAACUAACCGCGGUUUUGCUUUAUUUGUGUGUACCGUGCAGGAUUGGCUUGAUUUCGGCAUCAUUCUCGCUUUGCUCCUCGUCAAUGCCUGUAUUGGAUUCAUUGAGGAGGCCAAGGCCGAAUCCGCUCUGGAUGCGCUGCGUCAAACACUUGCUCUCAAGACCCGUUGCUGGCGUAACGGCCAUCUGGUUGAGCUUGAUACCUCGGCCC
Messenger RNA from Gamsiella multidivaricata, 888 nucleotides. RefSeq lists its product as uncharacterized. The transcript is spliced from 2 exons. The record is from RefSeq and is a predicted model, not a curated record. The coding region runs from base 137 to 685 and encodes 182 amino acids. NCBI's taxonomy places the organism in Eukaryota, Fungi, Mortierellomycota, Mortierellomycetes, Mortierellales, Mortierellaceae.